AAAGAGCAGCAGAGGACUGUUCCCGCCACUGGUUUGAAAAGAGCCAUGUCGAUCCGCAGCAGAAUCUAGAGAGCCCAGCAACAGGAGCAGUGCUGACGGAGAUUCGCCAUUGCAUAACCUCCACUGGCCUGGGCUGCAACAAGGGCACACGGCGAGCACGUCUACCGAACAAAGCUCACGCACAAACGUACAAACAAUAACGCCAUUAUAAAAGAAACGACGUGCAAUCGACGUACAGUCAUACGAAUUAGCACAAAAUAAAUGUAUGUUUAUUACAAUGUUAAUACUCCGCUGCAAACUCAAAACCAAUAUACAACGGCAAAUUAUCAUAAAAAGAGACAAAUGAAGAAAUAAAACAAAGAAAUGCCCGCAUUUUGUAAUCCAAGAAACUAACGCGAGAGACGGCACCAUUUGAAACAAUCAAUACCGCCAACUUUCUCUGCAGAAAAGCAAACCAUCGCCAUAGUUGGCGAUACUUUUUGCACAAGGCGGUAAAAACGCGAAUGCAUAAAAAUCGUGCAACAAUGCAAAUCUACAUGCAUGAGAGAAGGGCAUUAAAAGGUCUGGGAACAAAGAUAAUCACUGCACAAGAUAAGACUGAGAUGAGCCACUUCGCCAAAUCAAAACAGACAGUAUGGCGAUUCAACACGACAACAAGCCAGAUGUGAGCUCACCGGCAGCAGAAACGUCAUCCUCCUCACGCCCAGAGACUGGCUGCGGUCGCACUGAGUCCAUUAUUACAGGCUGACAGCACAAUAGGAGAUAAGAGCUGUUUGAAUGGCUGGACUUGAACCUUGCUCUUUCAGAGUUUCACACAGGUGCAGUGCUCAGCUCACCUGCCAAUUCAGGAAAUGAAGGUCCCAGCCACACUACCGACCCCAAUAUGUACACAAAUAUGAUUGUUUUCUGGAAAACCUGGCCGUAUCUACUUAGUCCCUGUUUACUGCUGUGUACAACUGGAGCUGCCCAGAAUCAGUUCCAGCUGGAGCCUGCAAAUGUGACCAGGCUCCAAGGCUCUGAGGCCCAGUUCAACGCCACAGUGCAGGGGUCAUGGCCCUUCAUGACCUGGGAGUUGGGGAAGUAUCUGGUGCUCACGAUGAUGUCUACAGGCAACGCUACGACCUCAUCUCCUCGCUACUCUGCUCGGCUCUGUGGAAGUGGGAGCAGUUGUGUGCAGUUCACCAUACAGAACCUCACACGGCAGGACUCAGGGACAGUCAAGUGCACUGUACAGGGAGAUUAUGGAUACAAGACGUCGGAGCUGAUCGUCCAAGAGAGCGGCAGUGUCAGUAUCCGUGGAGGCUCCCAGACGGUGAAACAGGAUGAGCAGGCGGAGUUCCAGUGUGAGACCUCCGGAUGGUUUCCCGCGGCGACCAUCAGCUGGACUCUUAACGGUAUCGCGGUGAACAGCAGCCUGGUCAACACCACUGACGUCCCUGAUGGAGACAGCUUCAACACCACCAGCGUGCUCAAGUUUCAAGCCAUCCGCAACACGACCGUGACCUGUCUGGCUUCUGUUCCCACUCUUCAAAACCCAAUUUCAAGUUCGGUACAGCUGGUGGUUGUGCCAAAGCCAACUGACUGGACAGUGCUCAUUGCCGUCGUGGUUUCCUUUUCAAGUUUUGCACUGCUGGUUCUGUUGAUUAUUCUGAUCAUUUUCUGCUACAGAAGGAGGAAAGAGAAACAACCAACGUAUCAAGCUGAAAUGAUGAGACAGAGGACCCAGAGCCAGUUAAGCAACAGGCCGACCUCACAAGGACAAGGUCAAGUCAACCCAGUUUUCUCUAUUGACGGGCAAACAAGUUUACCUCCGAGCAGUCGUGACAGUGGGAUCUUCCAGAAUAAUGCAUACCCUUUUUAUGAGCCAUCUCCGUCAGAAAGCAACCUCGCAGGAAAUGGCUACAAUGCUGCCUUCAACAACCUUGAACUGGGCUUCCAGAAAAAGCACAGACACGUGACUAUUGUAUAAAGGAGCUGUGGAUACUGGUGGACCUUUUGAUUGUAUGUCGCUGCAGCGGUUAUGGAUUCAGCCGCUAGGGGGCAGUGUCUCCGUGAACUUGAACAGUGGCACUGAUUUUUUUUUUUUUAUAGAGAAACUGUUGACAUUAAAUUGUUGCUUUAACAUUGUACAAUAAACCAAGAGUCCAAUAUAUUUUGUAUGACAGUUUGUUUUACUAAUGUACAAUAAAUAUUUGUGUACAGCAUAUGUAUUAUUAAUGUAAAGGAUUAUGUGUUUAAUUUAAUAAGGUUUGUUUCUUUUUCAUAUGCAAUAUAUAUCUGUAUUGUGUAUUUUUUAACUAUGGACCAUAUGUGCCUUCUGUGUCCAGAAUAAAGAUGAAUAAUAACAAUAAUAUUCCAUCUUGUUAAUGUUACAAAAAGGCAGCACAGAUUAGGGGUGCACAAUUCAUAGCACUCGAAUCA
Messenger RNA from Boleophthalmus pectinirostris (great blue-spotted mudskipper), 2421 nucleotides. It is a transcript of the gene igsf5a, whose product is annotated as immunoglobulin superfamily, member 5a. The transcript has 10 exons. Lineage: Eukaryota; Metazoa; Chordata; Actinopteri; Gobiiformes; Gobiidae. The record is from RefSeq and is a predicted model, not a curated record. The coding region runs from base 884 to 1969 and encodes 361 amino acids. Gene Ontology annotation, biological process: cell-cell adhesion.